UGGAGGUCAAUAGAGUGGUGGCGCUGCUUAUGAUGUCUGGUCCUUUCUCUCUUUUUUCAAUGUAAAGCAGGUAGCCUCCUUAACUUUGGAGACUAUGUACAUAAACUCAAGAAUGGCCAACAACAUUCCUCCUGGGUAUCACGUUGAAGUUGUGGGUGACGCUAGAUUUGUGGUACCUUUACGGUACUCUAAUUUAAAGCCCAUUGGUUCUGGAGCUCAGGGCUUUGUUGUAGCUGCCUAUGAUUCAGUACUCAAACAAGAUGUUGCCAUUAAAAAAUUGGCUCGUCCUUUUCAAAAUGUUACACAUGCCAAACGUGCCUAUCGUGAAUUUGUUUUGAUGAAACUGGUGAAUCACAAAAAUAUCAUAUCAUUAUUAAACGCAUUUACUCCUCAACAAACAUUGCAAGAUUUUCAAGAUGUUUAUUUGGUGAUGGAGUUUAUGGAUGCCAAUUUAUGUCAGGUGAUCAAUCUUGAUUUAGAUCAUGAACGAACCUCAUAUCUACUGUAUCAAGUAUUAUGUGGUGUAAAACAUUUACAUGCAGCCGGUAUAAUCCAUCGAGAUUUAAAACCCAGUAAUAUUGUUGUAAAACAUGAUUGUAGUUUGAAAAUUCUGGAUUUCGGUUUGGCUCGUACAGCUGGAGAUAGCUUUUUAAUGACUCCAUAUGUGGUAACUCGUUAUUAUCGUGCUCCAGAAGUUAUUCUAGGUAUGGGUUAUUCUGAAAAUGUAGAUAUUUGGUCAGUUGGUUGUAUAUUUGCUGAGAUGGUUUUAGAAAGAAUUCUAUUCCCCGGCUAUGAUCAUAUUGAUCAAUGGACUAAAAUUACAGAAGAACUUGGAACACCAGGACCAGAAUUUAUGAAUCGUUUAGAAUAUGCUGUUCGUAAUUAUGUAAUGUCACGUCCAAAAAAUGAACCACGUUCAUUUACUGAACUUUUUCCAGAUGAUCGUUUUCCUCCACCUAGCACCGAGCAUGAAACACUAAAUGCUGACCAAGCUCGUGACUUAUUAAGUAGAAUGUUAGUGAUUGAUCCAUUACAAAGAAUUUCAGUUGACGAUGCUCUUCAUCACCCAUAUAUACACGUAUGGUACGAAGACUCUGAAGUAAACGCGCCACCACCAGCUCCAUAUGAUGAUUCACUUGGUGAAAGAAAUUUAUCAGUUGAAGAAUGGAAAGCGCGCAUAUUUCAUGAAGUAAAGGAAUUCGAAGCUCAAGAAUCUCAUAUACGUAAUGUUCAAAAUUAAAUGAUCCUUGAAACAAAUAGAUUACAUGUGUAUAUACACAUACAUUUAUAAAGCAAAAUAUUGAAAGAUAGACAGACAGACAGAGAGAGAGAGAGAAAAGUGUUCUACAUAGAAGACUGAAGGAAUGAACAGUAUAAAUGGUGACCAAGCUAUCAACAACAAACCUACAGAUUAUUCCCAACUUUCUUUUUUUAAAAAAAAACAUUUUAUUAACUAGAAACUGUGAAUAGGUGUAGUGGUGGUGAUGGUGACGGUGGUGGUAGUGGUGGUAGUGAUACAGUGAAACUUCUGAUUGUUUUCCUGUUUUUAUAUCACUGUUAUUAUUUUCUAUUGUUUAACCUCUUGUAAAUUUAUUGGCUACCAGUUGUUUUGUAUAAAAUAAAUAAUAGAGAUAGUCUAUACAUAGAAUUAUUUAUCAUGAUUAUUCCAAAUGUGCAUACAAUGAUUCGCUUGUGUUAUUCUUUGAUAUGUACUGUAUGUAUAGGAAAUGAAUGGUCCGUUGAAUGUACCCAUACAUACAUACACACACAUAUAUAUAAUAUCUAUGAAUAUGAUGUAACUCGAAUGAAUGAUGUUCAUUUUCUAUCAAUUUUAUCGUUUGUUUUAUUUCUUUUUUUACAUUUCCCCCUUUACUAAUUCUUUUCUAAAAAGAAUUUAGUUCCCCCAUAUUUGUUUGUGUAAUUUUUCUUCUUUCCCCCACCCCUAUAAACUAUGUUAUUAUGUAAUUUUAGUGUUCAUAUGCACACAGACAUACACAUACAUACAUACACACGCUUAUUUUUCAUUUAUUCAUCAGCUACUUUUCUAUGUUUAUUUUGUGAUAUAACCUUUAAUUGUGUAGAUGAUUAAGUUGAAUUCACUUAUUUAUCAUUUAUAUUAUUCAAUUAAUAAAUAUAUAUAUAUAGCCUUUUAAGUGUAAUCACUAUUCCCGGUAUAAGAUAAUUAUAAUAAUCAAAAUGCUUGUUAUUUGACAUCUAUUUAUACAUGGUUUAUAUUGUUGUUUCAAAAUAAGAAGAAAGAGAAGAAAAAAAAGAGGAAAACAUUUUCUUUCCUUUUUCUUUCUUCCUUUUUUUUUUCUCAAAAAGAAUAACAACCAAACAAACAAUAUUCUAUUCACUAAUACAAUUAUUCAUCAUCACAAAUGUCUGUUCAUGAUGUGUUUUGAUUUUUGAAAGAAAACAACAGAAACAUCCCAUUGAAAUUUAUUUUGCUAAAUAUAUGUAUUAUUCAAAUGACUAGUUUGCUUAUGCUUAUCACUUUUAAACAAUAUGAAGUCAUUCUGUUCGUUUGUUUGUUUGUUUAUUUGUUUAGUCAGUAAACCAAAAAUAGAAUUGUAACACAAUUGUUUGUUGUUCUUCAAUAUUUCUCAAUAGGUGUGUAUUUAUUAGUUUCUAUUUGUUUUGUUUUUAUUAUUAUUAUUAUUAUUAUAAUUUUAUUCUGCUGUUAGGGUAUAUUACUUUUAUUAAUAAAACAAACAACCUCUGUUCAAAUGUUCUGUUUUGUUUAGUUUUGUUUUUGCUGAAUGCCUUCUAUAUCAAUCACCUAAUUGUGAAUCAUAAAUUCAUGGUCUUAUAAGCAUUCUGUAAAAAUAGAUGGAUCACUUCAGAUUAUU
Molecule: messenger RNA, 2852 nt
Organism: Schistosoma spindalis
Lineage: Eukaryota; Metazoa; Platyhelminthes; Trematoda; Strigeidida; Schistosomatidae
Source: the annotation of a GenBank genome assembly